UUACUGACAGUUAGUGGUAAUGGUGUUGUGAUUUAAUGAUUUUUUCGUUAUUUUCAUUAACUAUUGUUUUUGAAAAUCAAGUGAAGUUUUGAAAAGUGAGAGUUGUUGUUAUAAAACAUUUUUAAUAUUUUACAAUGGUGUGAAAUAGUGUGUUGUCAUUCCACAAUAAGAGCAUUUCUCCUGUUCACUCAUCCUUUAAAAGUAAGAUGCUUUUUGUGAACUGAAAUAAUGAUUUUGUUCUUUAACACAUUAAUAAACAAGAACUUCCGCUUACUUAUUUACACACCUGCUAGACUGAGAUUUUUUUAGAGUGUUAAGAUGCCUUAUAGAGCUUCUAGAAGACAAUAAAAGCAAAAAGUAAGAAUGGGUGAUUUUACUGUAGAAUCACCUCCUAUCCAGGAAAGCCUCCUACCAGAUACCAGUCAAGACUCAGAUGUAGACUCUUCUCAUAGUGUCUGCUCUGGGUCUGACACUCAAAGUGGACACACUUCUUUGUCUGGGCUGACAGAAAAAUCAUAUGGUGGAGGAACAGUCACUGGCCCAGUAGAAUGUUCCAAUGCUGUCCUGGUGUCAGCUGCAAUAUCUGAUUCUGAUAGCAAAUUUGGAAGUGUCAGUACAGCCAGUUCAUCAGUAAGCAGAGGCACCCUUUUACCCUGGGUUGUAACAAAAGACCGACAGUCUGUUCUUGCCCCCAAUAUUGACAUGGAACUGAGACCUGGGGAGUUUGUAAUGAGAAGCCUGUUUGCUGAAUUUACUGUGCAAGCAGAAAAGAAGAUUGAAGCUGUUAUGGUGGAACCUCAGGAAAAACCAAUAUCAAAGACGUUACAAAGGGGAGAAGACAUGCAAUUUGAUCAAUUACUCAGUGCUUUUGGCUCUGUGGCAGAACACUGCUUGCCAUCCCUUUUACGUACCCUUUUUGCUUGGUAUGAAAGACAAAUGUCUGAAACUCCCGGAACUGAGCAGAAGAAAGUGGACCAAAAAGGAAAAAGUAUUAUGAACAUUGUUUCUGGAAGUACUUCAGAAACUGUUGAGAGAAGUGAGGCUGACAUUCAACAGGAAAGACGGGACUUGGCUGUGGAGUUCAUUUUUUGCCUGGUCCUUAUUGAAGUCCUCAAACAAUUAUCUUUCCAUCCAGGUCAUGAAGAUCUCGUUCAGCAUAUUGAAAAUUUAGCCUUCAGGCAUUUUAAAUACAGAGAGGGAGUUCAGACUGGUCCAAAUUCUGCCAACAUUCAUAUAAUAGCUGAUCUGUACGCCGAAGUAAUAGGGGCACUUGCGCAGUCGAGAUUUAUGUCUGUUCGUAAACGUUUCAUGGCUGAGCUGAAAGAGUUACGAUCAAAAGAACCGACUCCUCAUACCACCCAAAGUAUCAUAAGCUUAUUGAUGGGGAUGAAGUUCUUCAGAGUAAAAAUGGUACCUAUUGAAGAGUUUGAAGCAUCUUUUCAAUUCAUGCAAGAGUGUGCACAGUAUUUUCUGGAAGUUAAAGACAAAGAUAUAAAACAUGCUUUGGCAGGGUUGUUUGUGGAGAUCCUAGUCCCUGUGGCAGCAACUGUGAAAAAUGAAGUGAACGUGCCAUGUCUUAAAAAUUUUGUCGAAAUGUUGUAUUCUCAAACACUGGAUGCUAGUACCAAAUCUAAACACCGUUUAGCACUCUUUCCUUUGGUGACUUGUCUCCUGUGUGUGAGUCAAAAGACAUUUUUCCUUCAGUAUUGGCACUAUUUUUUGGCCAUGUGUCUAUCGCACCUGAAAAAUAGAGAUCCCAAAAUGAGCCGUGUGGCCUUAGAAUCCCUGUAUCGUUUAUUAUGGGUGUACAUGAUUCGAAUAAAGUGCGAAAGUAACUCAGCUACACAGUCACGUCUUCAGAGCAUCGUAAACUCUUUAUUUCCAAAAGGGUCAAAGGGUGUAAUUCCCCGUGAUACUCCCCUUAACAUAUUUGUGAAAAUUAUCCAAUUUAUCGCACAGGAACGUCUUGACUUUGCGAUGAGGGAGAUAGUCUUUGAACUUUUAUCUGUUGGACGUCCAAUUAAAAUUAUUCUGACACCUGAACGUAUGAGUAUUGGACUCAGGGCAUUUCUGGUGGUUGCUGAUAGUCUCCAACAAAAGGAGGGCGAGCCCCCAAUGCCAAGAAGUGUUGGAGUUUUACCCAGUGGAAACACUUUACGUGUACGCAAAACAUUCUUAAAUAAAAUGCUAACCGAAGAUACGGCUAGAAGUAUUGGGAUGAGCGCGUACUUCCCCCACGUGAGACGUGUCUUUGUGGAUAUUUUGCGAGCCCUUGACUCUCAAUACGGUCGUCCCUUGAUGAUGACCAGUACUCAAAACGUUAACAAAGAACCGGACGAGAUGAUAACAGGCGAACGAAAACCAAAAAUUGAUUUAUUCCGUACAUGUGUGGCUGCUGUUCCAAGAUUAAUUCCUGAUGGUAUGACUGGCGCCGAACUAGUCGAUUUAUUAUCUCGAUUAACCGUCCACAUGGAUGAAGAACUUCGUGGUUUGGCGUACCAAAGCUUACAAACUUUGGUGAUUGACUUUCCGGAUUGGCGACAAGAUGUUCUUUGGGGUUUCACCCAGUUUCUGGCAAGAGAUGUACUUGAUACUUUCCCACAACUGGUCGACAAUGGUCUUAGGAUGCUGCUACAACUGUUGACUGCCUGGAAGAAUACAUUAACAUCGAAUGCUGGCACUCUAACCAACAGUAUGCGAUUAGGUAAAGAUUCUGGUGAUCUAACUAAAUCUGUUUUUCGCGAAUUGGGAGGCACAAAAAAGCUUGAUACUACCCAGAAACCUGAACCUCUAUCGUCUGUUCUUCACCUGGUCGAAGCCUAUGCGUUGGUGAUGUUGUGUAAUGUUCGCUUGUCUCCUCGUCGUCUUUCAGUACAUAUUCUGAAGGACGUUAAAUAUUUAUUAAAGACACUCAAUUGUUCUGAUGAUCAACCUAUUAUCGAUGUAAUUGAUCGAUCGUGUUCACAAGUGAUCGAGAAAUGCUUUCCCCAUUUGCCAGCCACCGAAAAAGCGGCCGCCCAAAGUGUGGCGAACGUUGACUUGCAAUGGCUGGCUGACAGGAGUGCCUGCGUGUGGACUGCAGGCUUACAUGAAGAUGGUAACGCCGUUAAAAAUACAUCAGGGUUUAAUUUAACGUCUGCAGAUCCGUGGAGUAUUUGUUUGUUUGGGUUCCUUGAAAAAGACAGGAUUUUGGGAGUGUGUCAUGCUGCCGUUACACAUUCAUGGCCCAUCGUAUUUACCAGGGUUAACACAUUGUUUCCUGUUAUCGAUCCCACGCCUGUUAAUGAUAAUCGUGCCUCGCUUUUACGAAGUUCUACCAAUGUGAAGAAGACUGUUAAUGAACGAGACAUUUAUAUUCAUCUGUGGAAGAACUAUGUUACUUUUGCUUUUCGAGUUGUUCCGCCUAUUCCUAAUCCAAUAGUUCGUUGCGCAAGUCCAGAUUUAAGUUUGAGGUAACAUCCUUUUUUGCAGUUUGUCUACUUAUUUUUAUUUACUUGUUAUAUAUUUAAAUGUAUUUGUCUUUAUCAAC
Agrilus planipennis (emerald ash borer) is the source of this 3529-nucleotide messenger RNA. RefSeq names its product protein furry homolog. NCBI's taxonomy places the organism in Eukaryota, Metazoa, Arthropoda, Insecta, Coleoptera, Buprestidae. The record is from RefSeq and is a predicted model, not a curated record. The coding region runs from base 364 to 3456 and encodes 1030 amino acids. Gene Ontology annotation, biological process: cell morphogenesis; neuron projection development. The transcript has 10 exons. Gene Ontology annotation, cellular component: cell cortex; site of polarized growth.